AGUAAGGCUUAAGGUAACAUUAUCAAGGUGCAUGCUGUUUUCGGAUCAUCCUCAGGGAUGUUUUCCAGACCCUCGCCACAGCCUAUUGUGCAACAAAAAAGAAAAAGUUAUGGAAGAGAAUGAAGACAAGAGAAAGGGUAAAGAAAAUAAAACUCCAAGUAAUCCAGAGAUGAAUCCUAAGGAUGAAAUCAAACACUCCAUUUCAACAGAAGAAACAAUUGAUACAAAAGAGAAGGAAUCUAACGUAAGUCUACCAUUGUUACCUGGAACCCCAACACCUGAUGUCCUUACAAAAUCCUACACUGUCGAAAAUCGUCAACAUAGUCCUGUACGGUUCCCUACUCUUUUCAUACCCGCACAAGAUAAGAUGUAA
Molecule: messenger RNA, 373 nt
Organism: Parasteatoda tepidariorum (common house spider)
Lineage: Eukaryota; Metazoa; Arthropoda; Arachnida; Araneae; Theridiidae
Source: RefSeq, a predicted model, not a curated record